Molecule: messenger RNA, 12475 nt
Organism: Monopterus albus (swamp eel)
Lineage: Eukaryota; Metazoa; Chordata; Actinopteri; Synbranchiformes; Synbranchidae
Gene: cicb
Product: capicua transcriptional repressor b
Exons: 21
Coding region: 2450-10636 (2728 amino acids)
Biological process (GO): regulation of transcription by RNA polymerase II
Cellular component (GO): nucleus
Molecular function (GO): RNA polymerase II transcription regulatory region sequence-specific DNA binding; DNA-binding transcription factor activity, RNA polymerase II-specific
Source: RefSeq, a predicted model, not a curated record
UGUUUCUGUGGAGUAAAAAACAUAUCUGACACUUGUAGUGCUGAACUGUCUCCACUGGAUGUCAUUAUACAACAACGUAUAACCAAAUGUUACCUUCUCCCCCUGUCUACACAGAUACAUAAACACAAAUACAGGCAAGCACACACACGUGCUAAACAUACUCUUACACAAUAUAAAGCUACUUUCAGCCAGUCACGACUUUCUUCUGUCUUUAGGUCUACAUUUCUCCUCUCCCAUCAUUGAGAGAUCAGCAUGUGUGCAUCACAUCACACCGACAGGCGGCGCUGCUCCUGUGAGAUCUCGCAUGGCUGUGUGUCUCAGCAGGAGUCUGGUCCUCUACUACGCACAGAGCAAGAGAUUAUGUAAUGUUUACUAUUGUGGGACUGUCUUUCGCAAGGUUGUUUGUUUUCUCUUCUUCUAUGCAGAGGUUAAAGGUCACAAUGCAGAUGGCAUAUAUCAAAGUGAUCACACGUGCACGAUGCCCCUCUCACGCACGUGCCAACAUCUAAAACAUUUUGCCGUCAGCACCGAGCACUAGUGAGUCUCCACCGCUGCCUGUAAGUUACAAACACGGGGUUAGCCGAGUUUACACCAAACCACGCCCCCUCAGUUCAGCUGGUGGCAACACUCGUGAUGACAUCACCGCCUCGUGCACCCAUUGGCCAUGAGACGUCGCACACCUGUCCAAUCGCCUGCCGGUGAAGUGACGCCAGCAGAGGCGAGUCCCGUUCACUUUCAGUGGUAUGGGCGGGGCGGAGAAAUCACCUACGUCAGAGUGAGCUGGAUUCUGCGCUGUGAUUGGAUGAUAGCGGUGAAAGUGAGCGUCUGUUGCUGAGAGAAAAGGGAGAGGGAGAGCUUUUACAAGGGGCACCAAUACGUCCGCUGCACCACACGAGAGUUGUUCAGCUCUGAAAGAAACUUUAUGAAGAUGCACUCAUGCUUAUUUUUCUCCCAUGUCAGUGCUUUUACUCUAAAUAAUAAUACAAAACAGCAGAUGCAACAGUUUGGAGGGUGGGCAAAAGACUAGGACUACUGCAUCGUGAUGCUUUAAUCCUACUGCACCAACCUUUAUUUGGACACGUAUAAGAGUUGAUGCAUUAUCACCGUCUGCUCAAGGAUAGCGUUUGUGCUGUCAAUUAUGGUAAACAUACUCCUUUGCAGAAGGGGAGGGGACAUUUGUGCCUUUCUAUUGGCUCUUGGUUAUUUGCUCCCUCCUCUCGACCCUCCCUCAUGCUGUUCCUAGGGUUCCCAAAGCUCUUAUUGGAUACUGUAAAGUUUGGGACAGGACACCGGUCUAGCUAAGCUUCCUCGUCGCCAUUGGCUGGGUGGCCCCGUCUGUCAGGUAGACUUUGACAACCCGCCACGCCCUCUGGUAUGUGGCGCCGAUACUGAUUGGGUACUGUACCUGUCAGCGACCUCUGAUUGGUCGGCUCACCCAGCUGUUAGUGGUUCAUUCACCAUUUUGUGACUGUAGUGGAAAAGAAGAGCGAUAGUUUUUUUGUAUCCUUGUUUGAGUUUCUGUGGGAGAAAGAGAUGAUUUGCGGAGGAAAAGUAAAGUGUGAGUCUAGACCGCACAGUCAUCAAAGCCGACAGCAAAGGGAUGUUACGGAGAAUUGUGCGAGCCUCCUCAUCAGCAAAAUAAGACCCUACAUUUUUCUCUGGGAGGGGAAAAUCUCUCUUUAGGUGAGUUGAAACUAAGUUAUCAAAAGACAGUGAAGCUCAAAUGACAUGAAAUUUCCAUUUCAGAGGCAACGAGUUGAGAAUUAACUGCCAGCGGUCGGUCGGUUGUUCCGAUGCCGUAAGAAGACAUGGAUCGACACCGCUUUCGAGCCGAGAGAAAGAAGGGGGGCGGUGUAACAGCCUAAAACUUUCUCAAAUGUUUUUGCGCAGUCCCACGGACGACCAAGAAUCAUUUGGGCUCCCCUCGGAUGGUGUUACAGUAUUGUGCUUAAUGUUGAGUACUUUUUCUUGACCUUAGUUUUCGAGUUUUGCGCGGAGCAGCACUAGCGUAGUAAAAACAAUCGACCUAUUUGCAGCACUGCAGCCCAAAUGUUUACUAAUAGCUACGCAAGCUAAUCUUGAUGUUUAUCAUCCACUUUCCUUGUUGUCUGGCUAACGGUGUCAUUAUAUGGGCACUAUCUGCUUCCGUUGCGUACUACGACUACUACGACCACCACUACUACUAAUGUUACUGAGCUGCUUACUAGAGCGAAACAGCAACAUGGGAAAAUUACAGCUUUUUCCAAGUUUGAAAAUCAUAUGACCAGACUGUCACCCUACAGGCACCAUGAAGGGAGCUUCUGUGGCGUGGACUGCAAUACAGAGGACAGAAGGAGAGAAACACAGGACAAGAGAAGGUGGAGAAAGACAAAAAUAAAAGGAGUGCCUUAGAAGUGAAAAACUAGGAGUGCCACACAACCUGCAGCACUUUUGGAACAGCAAAGAAGAGAUGAGACCACUGAAGAAACACAGAGGGCGUUCUCCACCGUUAACUAGAGGCAGAGGGGGGAGAAGGAGAGGGAGCUCUCAGUCCCUUCAAGAAAAAGACCCCAAAAGAGUCAAGAGGGAGACACUCGUCAAAACCACACAGCACACACCCAGCACGCCCUCCACAUGCAAACAGACCCCACCCACAGCCACCAACUCUGACAAAGAACCAGUCACAAACAGCAAUACCCCCACGAAGGAGGAGUCCGCUGAACCAAGGGAACCUGUGGAAUCAUUUGAGAAAGAUGGAAAGAAACUAGAGGAAAAGACCAAAAAUGAGAAGAUGUUGGGCACAAAUGGAAAAAGUGCUAUGUCCACUGAUAUUGUAGUAUUUUCUACCUCUACUCCAGCACCACUGUCCACAGCUACACCACCUCUGGCCGCCCAUCACAGCCCCAGCUUAGUCUCAGUCUCUAGCAGGAAAACAGCCACAUUUAAAGCUCGCAUCCCCAAGAAGAAAUAUACAUAUGAGCACUUUGCUCACAGUGCAAGUGCCCUGACUACCAUUCCUACCUCCAGCCCUGCACUCACACACAACACUUACUGCAACAUUAACAGCAAAAUCAUUGAUAGUGUGAAUACGCCCAGUAAUAAUUUCAAGAGCAGCAACAAUAUUAGUAAUAGCGUUAAUAAAAGCAUUAAUGUUGGCAUCAAUAGUAGUAACAGUAACACUACAAGUGGUGUUAACAACAUGACUAAUAGUAGAGCUGGGAGCCACAGUACCUUUGUUAAUAGCAGUAAUAAUAGAAGUAAUAAUUGCUCAGGUAAUCAGCUGUCAGUACUAACUGUAGAUAGUAAAGUUACAGAAGCAAACCAUUUUGUCUCCACAGAGCAUAGGCCCCUCAGGACAGCAGACCCCCAGGAAAAGGAGUCCCAACCAGGUGAAAAUGAGUCAGAGGGGGCCCCUAACUCGGUGCGCUCCUCAUCCACUGAUACAGCUAGUGAGCACUCAGCUGACCUGGAAAUGAUAGAAACCGCAGGACAAAGCCUCCAUCAGAAUAACUCCCAGAUCUCAGCUGACCUCUAUAGUUCACACCCUAAAGAUACCAGUUUGUCUGAGGGGCUAGCUGAAGUUCUGGCCAAAGGCUUGAAGAACCAGAGAGUCCUGGCUCGUCAGAUAACAAGGAUCAUGGACAGUGGGGUUGGGGCUCCAGGGGGCAGAGCAGUUAAGGAGAGAGACUUGUGCCCUCUGUCACCUGUGUUCAGACCGGGUGUGGUGCGUAGGGUGAGUGGAGGCGCUGUUGAAGUCCAGCUCCAAGGAGAGCAGGCCCUUGUUAACUACCCUUUCCCUGGUGAAGGCGUGAUGACAUCGUCAUCAGGUGCUGAGAACAGAGUGGAGUUCAUUUUGGAUGCCCCCCUACCUGGCACAGCACCUGUGGCAGUCGGGACCCGAGUGUGUGUGCCCUUUGGUGGAGAGGAGGGGGUUCCUCUGCUGUACAGAGAGGGGAUUAUCACUCAAGUGGACCCCCACCCCGGUGUCUCGUUUCCUUACCUGGUGCUCCUCAGUGAAGACAGAGAGACUUUGGGUGAUGGACAAGUGGGGGAGGAGAAAGAUAAAAGGAAAACUAACGGUCAGGCUGUGUGGGUGUCCCGACAAAACCUGAGACUGCUCAGUCCUCCCUGGGAAGUUCCACAUUUGGACGGUGGGAGGGAAAAGGAGAGAGAACGGGAGAGAGAAAGGGAAGAGAGGCAGCAGAAGGAGGAGAUGGAAGUAGAGAGGGAAGUGUGCCAGUUGAGUAUUGGAAUGGGGGUGCUGGGAAGGGGGUUGAGCCAUGGUUUUUCACAUGAAGGAGGUGCAGGAGGUCAUCCCUAUGGAAAUGUACAUCCACCUCCCCUGUCUUCCUUUAUGACUUCUGGUGUAGUGACCAGCACAGUUCAUGGCUGCAGAGAUAACUUCUCUGACAGAGAGAGACACAAACAACCAAACACUCCAGAAGAAGACGCAGAAGUAUCUUGUUUUAAUAUGGGCCUCACUGUUAGUCCCAAGUCAAAUUCUGGGACCUCUCAGCACAGAAAUAUCAUCUCCAAGUCCAGUGGCUAUCCCUCCUCCUCCCACCUCUCUGUGGUGCGAGGUCUGGGACCCCCACACAUCUCGACUCUCACUAGUCCUCAGCCAUCGCCUUCCCCUGCUUUACUGGGGUCUGAAAUAAACAACACUACUCCAAACCUUCUUUCAUCCAAAACCACUCCCACUCAGACCCCUACUGUCACUUCUGGUGGGGGAUCCUCCUCUACCUCCUCUGCUCGCUCUAGGACUCCCCUAUCAUUGACUCAGCAGAAAUACAAGAAGGGUGAUGUGGUCUGCACCCCUAAUGGUAUCCGUAAGAAGUUUAAUGGUAAGCAGUGGAGGAGGCUGUGCUCCAGAGAGGGCUGCAUGAAGGAGUCUCAGCGUAGAGGAUACUGCUCUAGACACUUGUCCAUGAGGACCAAAGAGAUGGAGGCAGCAGGGGGAGAGAGCUCAGGGACAGUUACCCCCUCUGACCUGAGAGGCAGAGCCAGUAGUGAGUUUGAAUGGGACGACACAUCAAGAGAGAGCAGUGAGACCAGUAGCAGAGGAGACUCCAGACCCCGCUUAGUCCUACCCUCCCUCCUCCCCCAUGAGCUGUCGUCACGCUUUGACUUUGAUGAGUGUGAGGCCGCUACUAUGCUUGUGUCAUUAGGGAGCUCCCAUUCUGGCACCCCUCCCUUUUCUCCCAUCUCCAACCAGUCGCCAUUCUCCCCUACCCCCUCUCCCUCACCCUCCCCGCUGUUCGGCUUCAGGCCGGCAAACUUCUCCCCAAUUACAGCCUCCCCAGUCCUGCAACACCGGAGGCACAGGCAGCCCAGUGGUACGGGGGGAGCAGGGGGAGGGGGCAGUAAGGCAACAACCCCAGCUGGAGGAGGAGAAAGAGAGAGACACACUUCAGGCAUCCAGCCCAGCUUCCACAGCAACCUGACCUUUACUGUGUCCAUGAGCCCCAGCAAACGAAAGCCAGACGCACCUCCUCCACCACCCCUCCCUGCACACCACCAUGAUUACACACCCAAGACAGAGCUGGAGCAGGGGGACCUCAAUAACUCUUUCAGGGUGCUGUCCCCUCAGACACCGGCUUCACAUUCCCACACACACACCCCCACCUUCUCUCGACCCAGGGGAGUGACCACCCCCUCUUCCAGUAGGCCUCCAUCCUCCACUGCUGUCUCCCCUCCUCCUCUGCUUAUAUCUUCAACUCCUCCUUCCCCUCUCACUCCCGACGGGGGGGCUCGUCGUGUGGUCCCUGUGUCCCAAAAGGCCUUACGGGACUCCCCUGUCAUUGUGAGGAAUCCCGAAGUCCCACUGGCAAAAUUCACAGAAUGUCCCAUGGGAAGAGGAGUAGGAGGAGGAGGUGGAAAUGAGGGAGGGACAGAUAACACCUCAUCUAAAGAUGCCAGCCAAACACCCUUUAACCCUCCUCCAAUUGCUGGCCUCCAGGUUCCUGUCCCCAUUAAUGCCGCUGCAGCUACAGUACCCAAUGGUGCUGUCCUCUUGCGAAGCCCAGGCCAAACUCUAGUGCUUGUGUCCCCGACGCCCUCCUCCCUGCCCACCACUGACACCCACCUGCAGGCUCUGUCAGUUACCGUCAGCACAACAGUCACAGCUCCCACUCCCAGUAGCACAGACAGCUCUGGAGAACGAGAGCAGAAUGGGGGGACAGGGUUUGGGGGUGAAGUCCAGCAGCCAGUUCCCUGUCACCCCUCUCCCACCGCACUGCUGCCCCUGAUCCUGCCAGCGGAAAGUCUUCACCCCGUCCCACGAAAGGACAUCAUCAUGGGACGUCCUGGCACAGUGUGGACCAAUGUAGAGCCCCGGUCAGUUCCCGUCUUCCCUUGGCAUUCAUUGGUCCCUUUCCUUGCACCCACCCAAUCAGAUGCCUCUUCUCAGCCGGGAGAGGCCCAGCACCCAGUCAGCCACCCUCAAGCAGCCAGUCUGAAGACAGAAUGUCAGAGGGUGGCAGCGCAGACACUGGAGCCUGCAGAGGCACCUCCCGCUGUAGAAAGAUGUCCCCCAUCUCGGCCUCCCCCCUCUUCUGAUGAACCACUUCCAGAGAAGGAUAAAGGAGAUGCAGAGAGGGAGAGGCCUGAUAGCGAGACAGAGAGUGAUGUGGAUGACCCCUUCCUCCCAGGAGUUGUACCAGAGCAGUCUCUCUCUACAUCACCAGUAAAGAGACGCACUCAGUCUCUCAGCGCAUUGCCGAAAGAUGGAGACAAGAGCAGUCCUGGAAAGAGGGAGAAGGACCAUAUCCGGCGACCGAUGAAUGCAUUUAUGAUUUUCAGCAAGCGCCAUCGAGCAUUGGUGCAUCAGCGACAUCCAAACCAGGACAACAGGACUGUCAGCAAAAUUCUUGGGGAGUGGUGGUAUGCUCUGGGACCCAAAGAGAAACAGAAGUACCAUGACUUGGCCUUCCAGGUGAAAGAGGCCCACUUUAAGGCCCACCCAGACUGGAAGUGGUGCAACAAAGACAGGAAGAAGUCCAGCUCUGAAGGCCGUGGGGUCCCAGGGGGCAAAGACAUCAGAGAGAGGAGCAUGUCUGAGUCCACAGAGCCCCACUCUGUGGAACUGAAAGGGGUUGGCCCAGGUCUGGUAGGUGCAUCCGAGCGGAGUGCAGGAGAAGGUCAUGCAGGCCAGCUUACCCGUCCCCGCGCCUUCUCUCAAAGUGCUGUGCACAGCCUGGAGCGGAGUGACAGGGGUAACACACAGGCCCUGACAGAAUUGGCACAGAUGUGUGGAGAUGGAAGCAGUCAAUUUUCAAGUCAUGCUCCACCUCUGUCACAUUCCCAGCGUGGUGUCAGUGAAGACAUGACCAGUGAUGAGGAACGCAUGGUCAUCUGUGAGGAGGAGGGAGAUGAUGAUGUCAUUGAGGACCCUUAUCCUAGCAGUUCCAUAGACCUCAAAUGUAAGGAGCACGUGACUGACAGUGAUAGUGAGAAUGGCUCUGGAGAUGAAAGUGAUCAAAAGAGAGUUUUUGCGCCAGUUAUUUGCUCCACUACAUCAUCAUCUUCCUCACACAAUACCCCUCAUGGCAGGAGUGCGUCACUGUCCUCCUACCCCACCAGCAAACGUUAUGAUGAGGGGAGAUCAGGAGGUGUAGGGUUUUCAGAUCAUAGGAGGAAGGAAAGAGGAGAGGGAGAGGGUAAGGAUACAUUUGGAGGAGAUGGAGGAGGGGGAGUGCAAGCUCUUUCUCUCUCCCUCUCUUCUAGCCAGUCAGUCAUCUCCACGUCUCCAGCUGGAGGGCCUCCGUCCUCAUCAGUAGGGUCACUUGGUGCAAACCCACUCCUGGGCAUUGGCGCUGUGAGGGUGGCCUCUACAGUGGUGACCAAUGUUAUGCGUCCUGUUAUCAGUACACCACUCCCCAUCACCAGCAAACCCAGAGAUGGAGGCACUUCUUCCAGCCCACAUCCUCCAGAGAGGAAGUCUCUGACUUCCCAGGGGCAGACACAACUUCUGAUUGGUUCAGGGUCAGGAGGCGGGGCAGCAACCACCGGGGGUGGGUACUAUUCUUCAUCAUCUCCUAAUCCUGUAGGUGGAGGUGUGGGCCCAGGUGGUGUAGUGACUAACUUGGUUUUAGGAGGAGCUCUGACUGCUCAAUCUGCUGUACAGCUCAUUACCCCCUCCCCCCAGCCUCAGCCCUCCCAGCAGCAGGCCCUUCCUUCCACCACUGUUUCAGCACUGCACAGCCAAACCAAUGGGCCUCUGCCUCUUCCCCUGCUUCAGCCACAGUUCCUUCCUGCUUCCUCCCUGGCACCCCCUGGGAGUAAGGCCAUCACACAAGUUCAGUACAUCCUGCCCACCCUACCUGCUAGCACCAACCCAAAGAGUCCACCUCAGCAGCUCAACCAGCCAACCAGUAUCUUGCACCUGCCCACAGCUCCACCCGCACAUGCGUCCUUGGCCAAUGGAAAGCAACAGGGUACAAGUUCACUAACAGGAUAUACAUCCAGCCCUGCAAUGGGAGUGGUCAGCCCAGGAACUAGAGUGCAAACACAGUCUCCGGUGCUCCAGGGUAAAAUGCUUGUUCCCAUGGCAACAGUACGGACUGCACCAGCUGCUGCCCAACAGUUUCCCAUUGUGGGUCCACCACUUCCUGUGCAGAAUGGUGCUCAGACCGGAAGCAAGAUCAUCCAGAUUGCUCCCAUGCCUGUGGUCCAGUCCCAGCUGCCUCAGGGUGGAGCAGUGCACCCUGCCAGCCCCUUCCCUGUAACAGUGGGCACAGCUGCUGUGGUGGCUCCAGGAUCAGCCCCCUCACAGGCUGUACUACUGCCACCAGCACCGACCAGGAUCACCUAUGUCCAGUCCACUCCAGGGGUCUCAUCCACUCUGCCUCUAGUCUCCACAGCAACAGGCUCUUCCCCCACCCAGCAAGCUCUGCCAGUGCCUGGAUCUGCAUAUGUUCCUUCGCCCCUGGCAACACUCGGGUUCACAGCCAUCGCACCACCUGGACAGGCACUUGUUCAGCCACUGGUUGCAGGUCAGCCACCGCUCCUGGCCACAGCUCAGUCUCCGCAGCCCUCCACUUCAGCCCCUGCCUCAGGCUCUGGGACUCAGAUAGUCACCGCUCUCUACCCUCCUUCACCUAGCGUCACUAUGGCAACAGGGGUGGUCUCCAUGACAGCAGUGCCUCCCAGCGUGGUCUACUCUGUCUCCAGUCCUUCCAGUGCUUCCCCUCACAUCCUGCCCAAACACACACCAUCUCCUGCCACAAUCACGCACCCACAUCCAGACAGACAGGCAGACAGACACCUGCCUACGGACAGACCUGCAGAUGGACAAACUGACAGGCAGUCUGAGAGGCAGACAGAUUUGCUGACGCAUUUAGACAGACAGCUUGAGAGGCAGAUGCAGACCUCCAGCAGUAGUAGCUCAGUGGCACCACCCAGUGGCUCAGCUGUGUCCAUAAGGGCCUGCAGUCCUCCGCUUCAGAUCCAAACACCUGGUAGCACACCAGGUACACCCAAACUAACUCCACUUCCAGUCAGAACACCUCAGAAAGUGAAGGCAACAGUGGCAAACAUCCCUGUAGGCAGCUAUGAAGGAGGAGGGAGAGGAAAGGAGAAAGAGCGGGAUAAGGAGAGGGAGCGAGAGAGAGAAGCUACAGCCAACAGUCAUUUCUCCUUUGAUCCUGAGCCAGCAGGCCAGACGAGGUCUCCUUCAACACAUCCUGCUGAGGAUCUGCCGUCUUCUGACAGACACCUGGAGGGUGCUAGCGCAGGGGAUUCCUCUGACACAAGGAACAGGGAAAGCACAAGCACCAAAGAGGCUGGAUGGAAGGAGUCCCUCCCCUCCUCUCCUCUCCCACCUCCAUCAGCCACAGAGCCUGUCCUGCCUCCUCCACAGACUGAUAAAGAUGGUCCUACACCCAAAAAGGUCAAAGCUCGCCCACCACCACUCAAGAAGACUUUUGACUCUGUGGACAAGUCUGGCAGGGUGCUGUCAGAGGUGUAUUUUGAGGAGCGGUUUGCCGAGCUGCCAGAAUUUCGCCCUGAGGAGGUUUUGCCUUCACCCACGCUGCAAAGUCUGGCCACUUCACCCCGUGCCAUUCUAGGCAGCUAUCGCCGAAAGAGGAAGAACUCUACAGAUUUGGACUCAGCAACUGACGAUCAAGUCUCUCCUAAAAGAAAGAGUCGGCGGCGCUCAAGCUGCAGCUCAGAGCCCAAUACGCCUAAAAGUGCUGCCAAGUGUGAGGGAGACAUCUUCACUUUUGACCGAGCAGCUACAGACAGUGAAGACAUCCUGGCAGAACUGGAGUUUGAUAAGGUGCCGUACUCUUCCCUACGACGAACACUGGACCAGAGGAGGGCACUGGUCAUGCAGCUGUUCCAGGAGCAGGGCUUCUUUCCAUCAGCUCAAGCCACUGCAGCCUUCCAGACGAGAUACUCCGACAUAUUUCCCACAAAGGUGUGUCUGCAGCUGAAGAUCAGGGAGGUCCGGCAGAAGAUCAUGCAGACAGCUGCUCCCUCUGAUGCCUCUGGUUUAGGUGUCUCUGAGUCAACCAGCUCUCUCCCUGGACCUUCUGGGUCUCAGUCAGGGGAGGGAUCUGGGAGAGGAGGUGGGGACCUGCAGGAUGAAGAAGGUGAGCACAGGACAGAAGCAAGCCCAGAAGAUCCUCGGGAUUCACAGGACUCUUCUAGAUGAGGGAUGCUGACAUAUUAGAUUGACCAGUCAGUGGCUGCUGAAGUCACACCUUUUUACCCACACACGCUUUCAUGUUUUUUAUACACACUCGUAAUUCUCUGAUCACAUCAUUUCUUUCAAUCCCCACCAACCACCUUUGGAGUGAGAGAUGUUUGUAUGCAGUGUUGGGACUUUUUUUUGUAGGUGUAGCCCUUGUAUCAAAAAAAGGACAUUGGAUAUCCAGUGGCACAAAAAUGACUGAAUACCACAAUGCACAUACUCACCCUGCAAACUUUUAAAUUCCCACACUUGAAUUAGCACUAUGUAUUAACCACCCUGGAGAAAGCCCCCGUUGACGCCAGUGAACGAAGGAUUAUUGUAUACAGCUGCAUUCAUUUGCCUUGAAUAAGAAAGGGUUCUAGUUUUGGACACAGAGACCUGCUUAACCCCUUCUGAGACUGUGAAAAGUCAGCAGUUUUGAAAAGAGGACAUAUGUUUUGAUAUUGUUUUUAUUAUGGUUAGAGGAGCGAAAGCCGUAAGCAUCUGCUAGAGGAACAACCUGUAUGUAUACUUAACUGUUGUUGUACUUGUCUUGUUUCUGCUGACAUUCGAGGGCUGGGCCCUCAACAGCUGAAAAUGAUUUGAUUUGAAAAGAGAAUUCAUUGCUAUGGACCUGGAAAGAUCAUUUGUCCAUUUUAUUGUAGACCUUCAGGAGAGGUCUACCAAAGGUGACUGAAAAAUUGACUGAAACUUAAGUGGACUUCUGGCAGUGCCAUCAUUCCUGCAAUCACCUGUCUGGCCAGGUCCUCCCUUCUUGCGACUGACCCUAGCACAUGCCAGUAGGUAGGAACCAAGCAUUCCUGUGCCUCUCAUUCGCGAAUUACAAAGGAAGGAGGUGGGUCAGAGUCAACGGGCACAUCCUGGCUCUCAGAGGUCAGGCUGUUAAGGCCUUAAUCCUCUAUUGCCAAGCGGUUUUAUUAACUUUUUUAAAAUAAUUUGAUUUAUAUUUAACAUUUGUCAUAUUCAGUUUGUUGUUGUACUAUUACUAUGGUUAUUAUUACUCCUCAUAUUGCAAUGAACCCUGAUCCUUAGUUCUGCUCUCAGUGCUGUCAGAUGUUUCCCUCAUCUGAUUUCUUGUACUAGUUUUUUUUUCCCUUUUUUUUUUUUUUUGUAAUCUAAUUUUGGAGGCAGGUGAGUGAUGCUGCUCCAUACCAGUUCCUCCAUUGUAGUCUUCCCUUGACUGGCCUCUCACCUCAGCAAGGACCUGCGUUGUUUUUAUUGUUAUUUCAAAGAAGACAAACACAACCUGGACCUUUAUAUCCUUUCAACAGUAAUAAGCCGUAGGUUUUUAGACAACCCUGUAUGCCUCUUUGUCCCUCGCUGAGUUCUAUACCCUCAACACUUGUACAUCUCCUUCCUCCACCUCUUUCCUUCCCUCCUUCCUCUCUGUCACUUUAUUGCUCUCUCCCAUCCUCCUUUUUAGACAGGUGGAGAGAAAACCGGGGGAAGUGAGGGGAGGGUACCAAAUCAAAGAGAGCUGGUAGGAUAUAAUACUGGUUGUGUCUUUGUGCAAGACUCGGUUGUGUUGUAAAUAAUUACUGUAGAGUCGGUAGACUCCUAUUAUUGAUAAGGAAAAAUCCAUCAUUGAACCUAAGUUGACUUUUGAGACACCCAUUACUCAAGACAAACACGUGAAUGGGGGAAAAAAAAAACAAUAAAUAUGGCUACUAAUGUUUUUGUGUUAUACUCCUUGUUUUGCUGUUCCAGUAUACAAGAGAGGAAUUUAUAUGAAUAAUUUAAGUUUGUAUCUGUACCUUUACGUAUGCAAAUAGGUGUUCAAUUAAAGUGAAUUUAUCGCUG